AUGAUCCAUAUAAAAAGUGAAAGUUUUAGUUUAAAAAAAGUAGCAAUAACAGCACAAUAUCUCUUGCUGGAAUUCCUUAUAUGCUUUUUAAACUCUUAUCCAUUCCCUGACUUUGCCUACUUCUCUACUGUUUAUUCAAAUUGGGCACACAGUUACAAUAGCUUACAUCAUUUUCAUAUACCAAUUACUGAAGGUCGUAUCAUUUUUUACGCCAUUCAAUAUGUGGGCUGUGAAUAUAUCAUUUCGGAGCACAUCCGCUGUGUGGAGGUAAGAAGCUACGACGAUGUCAGCCCAACUCACUAA
Messenger RNA from Phycomyces blakesleeanus NRRL 1555(-), 303 nucleotides. RefSeq lists its product as hypothetical. Lineage: Eukaryota; Fungi; Mucoromycota; Mucoromycetes; Mucorales; Phycomycetaceae. The record is from RefSeq and is a predicted model, not a curated record. The transcript is spliced from 4 exons. The coding region runs from base 1 to 303 and encodes 100 amino acids.